GACCGCAGGAUGGAGAGCGGCGACGAGGAAGCCACCGAGAAGCACCGCGUCCACUUGCGCCCCGCCACGCUGCGCGACGCUGCCCCCGUCGCGCUGCAUCUACUACCCUGCGAGGUCCUGGCUAACCGGCCCGCCCCCGUCGAGCGCUUCUUUGUCCCGGCCAUCCGCCAGCGGCCCGCGGGGCUCGAGGUGUCGUUUCGGGGCCGCAUUCUGCGGGGCGAGGAGGUGGUGGUGCCGCCGGGCCUCGCGGGAUACGUGAUGGUGAUGGACGAGAAAGCAGAGGUGUUGAUAGGGUUAGAAAGGAAACAGGAAUUGAAGGGUUCGGAGGACGACGAGGAAGAGCAGCAGGAGGGCCCGGAGCCGCUGGAGCGGGACUUCGACCGCUUUAUCCGGGCCACUGCCAGUUUUGCCCGCUUCCACCUGUGGGGCCUGGAGACGAUCCCGGGCCCGGACGCCAAAGUGCGCGGGGCCUUGACCUGGCCCACCCUGGCUGCAGCGGUGGGCCUCCCCCAGAUGUGGCCCCUGCCACUGGAUCUCAGCAAUCCAACAGCAGGUGACUCCUGCUGCAGAUUCACACACAGGUGCCUGCAGACUGAGACCCAGAGCUUGAGACUGAAAGCCACUGAUGCCUGCACCCCAAUAAACCAGCCCUGCACUCUGGAGCUACUGAUCCCGUCUCCCCAAUAAAUGAGUUCUGC
This is a messenger RNA of Trichechus manatus latirostris (Florida manatee), 698 nucleotides long. It is a transcript of the gene RNASEH2C, whose product is annotated as ribonuclease H2 subunit C. The record is from RefSeq and is a predicted model, not a curated record. Lineage: Eukaryota; Metazoa; Chordata; Mammalia; Sirenia; Trichechidae. Gene Ontology annotation, biological process: RNA catabolic process. The transcript is spliced from 4 exons. Gene Ontology annotation, cellular component: ribonuclease H2 complex. The coding region runs from base 10 to 687 and encodes 225 amino acids.